Olea europaea var. sylvestris is the source of this 1393-nucleotide messenger RNA. RefSeq lists its product as uncharacterized. The record is from RefSeq and is a predicted model, not a curated record. The transcript is spliced from 3 exons. NCBI's taxonomy places the organism in Eukaryota, Viridiplantae, Streptophyta, Magnoliopsida, Lamiales, Oleaceae. The coding region runs from base 51 to 989 and encodes 312 amino acids. Gene Ontology annotation, molecular function: acyltransferase activity, transferring groups other than amino-acyl groups.
UCUAUUUUUCCAUCAUCGUCACAUCUCAACUCCAGCCCUCUUGCUCUCUAAUGGCCACAACUGUCUCUCUCUCCAUCUCCUUAGACACCCAUCCCCAUCCCCACCGCUGCCUCCACCACCUCCACCGCCGCCUCUACAGUACAACCAUUCACUUUAAUUCCCAUCAAUCACCAUUCUUUACCCCAAAUCACAGACAACCUAAACACACUACUGGCAACUUCCCUAAAUACUCCCAUCGCAAUUUCACUCCCCUCUCACUUUCAUCCUCUUCUUCUACCUCAUCAACACUCCAAAACCCCCUUCCGGCCGGACGUUUUCUCACCAACGAAGAGCUCGAAAAGCUUGAAAAUCUCGACAAAUUCACCUACCACCAUGAAUUGCAAUCCGGGCUGCUUUUAGUGCGUGUGAUGCGUGAAGAAGAAAUGGACAUGGCAGUGACUCUACUGGCAGAAUCUUUUGCGGAAUCGAUGAUGAUGGCAAAGGGGUAUGUGAAAUUGCUGGAGUUUCUGGUGAGGAAUUACUUGAUUGAGAGGAGGGCAAUGAUGCCUCACAAUGCAACACUUCUGGGAAUUUACAGAGAAAAUGGAGAAGAAGAUUUCGAAUUGGCAGGGACUGUAGAGGUGUGUUUUGAUAAAAGGGGUGCUAAUACCAAUCCGCCAACACCAACCCCUCCCAAGAAUUCGCCAUAUAUAUGUAAUAUGGCUGUAAGGAGGCCACUUCGGAGGAGGGGCAUUGGCUGGCAUCUGUUGAAAGCAAGUGAAGAACUCAUUUCACAAAUGAGUUCCUCAAGAGAGGUUUACUUGCAUUGUAGAGUAAUCGACGAAGCUCCAUUCAACAUGUAUACAAAAGCAGGGUAUAGUGUUGUUAAGACUGAUAGCCUAUUGACCCUGUUGACAUUCCAGAGACGUAGGCAUUUGAUGCGUAAAGACCUUCCUAUCCUUAGUCAUGCUUCUGAAACAGAUAAUCCCGACAAGACACCUCCUUUGUGAGCCUUACGUAGAGAUGGAUAUGGAGAUGGAAGCAUACCAUCAAGAAUGAAACUCAACGCUCAUCAUUUCAUCUCAAGUGCAUGAAUUGAUAUCACAGGUCUUGGGAUUCUGUAUAAAGAAUAAGUUGGAGUUGUUUUAUGCAUUCGAUGUUUGAUGGUCUCCCUCAACUCUCUGUUCGAACACAACGAGACACUAAAACUUCAGAAAUGGCUACUUGCUCUGUUGCGACCCUCAAUUUCUUGGUCAUUGAAUAUAUGGAUAAUGCGUGGGAUUUCAUAGGCGCCCUACAACAAUGAUAUAUUGAAUAAUGUUAUUUAGUUCUGUUGGUGCUUAACAGACUAUGUCACAGUGAUGCGCUAAGCACUAAUGGGGUUGAAUAGAAUUACUAUGAUCUAUUUCCUUUA